Entelurus aequoreus (snake pipefish) is the source of this 1083-nucleotide messenger RNA. Its product is annotated as progranulin-like. The coding region runs from base 130 to 867 and encodes 245 amino acids. Gene Ontology annotation, cellular component: extracellular region. The transcript is spliced from 7 exons. The record is from RefSeq and is a predicted model, not a curated record. NCBI's taxonomy places the organism in Eukaryota, Metazoa, Chordata, Actinopteri, Syngnathiformes, Syngnathidae.
GGAAUUUUCCACCAUUCUUCCAAAAGCGCAUUGUGUUCUAUCGGGUUCAGGUCAGGACUCUGUGCAGGCCAGUCAAGUUCAUCCACACCAGACUCUGUCAUCCAUGUCUUCGUGCACUGGUGCACAGUCAUGUUGGAAGAGGAAGAGGCCCGCUCCAAACUGUUCCCACAAGCCGACAGUACAGUACAGUCACAGGAUGCAGAGGGUGUGACGUUACAUUCGGUGAAGUGCGACGUUUUGAUCCGACACAUACAGAAGUGUGCUGUUUCGCUGGCCGGAGAACCUGUAGACGCGGGAAGAGACAAAAUGCUGCGGUUCAGUGUGUGGAUCUCAUUUGCGGCCUUGGUCUCCUGUAAAGUUCCAUGUCCUGACGGAAGCGUCUGCUCCGACCAUGCAACCUGCUGCCAGACGGAGCAGGGGUACAGCUGCUGUCCUUACCCCAAAGCUGUGUGUUGCCCCGACUUGGCCAACUGCUGCCCACCGGGGUUCCAGUGCAACUUGGCCUCUCAGCUGUGCGAGCGAGGCACCGAGUCGUGGAACAACCCACCGUUGUUGGCAAGACAGGCUGCUGUGGAACCCCGAGUCACCCCACUUCGACCCGUGUCUCACACCAGUAACCUGAAAAAGACGUCUGUCACAUCUGCGGCAGAGGCCAGUGGAAGCCGGCAGGAGCUGGAAGUCAUUCGCUGUGAUGCCAAGUUCUACUGCCCGCAGGGCACAUCUUGCUGCAAAGGAUUAUCUGCCGGCUCUUGGAAUUGCUGCCCCUACCCACUGGGCCAGUGUUGUGUGGACGGUCAGCACUGCUGUGAAUAUGGAAACACUUGCAACAUCUCCCCUUUGUCGUGCACUAGCCCACACACCUCAUGAGUCCACCGCCUUCGCCUUUCUUGCCGCUACCUUACCUUCCAUCUCAGAUCUCUCCUAGGGCUAAUCCUUUUCCUUGUGACUUAGUGCCAAGACAUAUUCUCAUCCAGUACUAUCAGCCAUGUUGGAUACACUCACAGUGCAGUUGUGGUCCCCCUCACGCCCCAUGUGUCUGUGGGCAUGGCGAUUGAACGCUGCAUUUUGUGGAAUAAAGAAAGA